Molecule: messenger RNA, 2666 nt
Organism: Homarus americanus (American lobster)
Lineage: Eukaryota; Metazoa; Arthropoda; Malacostraca; Decapoda; Nephropidae
Product: GRIP and coiled-coil domain-containing protein 2-like
Exons: 3
Coding region: 1236-2393 (385 amino acids)
Source: RefSeq, a predicted model, not a curated record
AGGCAGCUGGAAUACCAAGGACGGCACGAACAAGAUUCUUCGCGACUUAAGGAUCAGUCUCUCGGGAUUUUCACCAACAGUGCGUCCAACUCGAGGAACAGUGUAGCCAACUCCGCCACACGCCCAACACCAGGAACAGCUCGUCGAUUCUCUCAUGGCACAACUGCAGACCAAGGAACAGGUAAAUGACGGUCUUCGGGGGAGGCUGGAGGAACUAUCAUCUCAGACUAAAUAUGUUUCGAUGAAAAGUUGCCAGACAGAGGAGACUUACUUCUGUCCCACACCCUCUACCACAGCCCACGUCCAGACCGAUGCGACAUAUUCUACACAGAGAGAGUCUAACACGCAGACUGACGCUUCUUUACCAACGACCGAACACGUGUUGGUCCAAACGGAAGAAAAUGAUGAAUUAAAGGAUAUUUUUGCCUCAACGAGCGUGUGAUGCUCGCUUAGUAAUUGACGCCAAGACUGCUUCGACGUCGACUCAGACACAAGAAAUUAAAGAUAGAGAAAGUAAAUAUGGGUGUAUGGUGGACAUGGCAGCUCAGACUGGUGAGUUUAAGAAAGUAUUAACCAACACACAGGUUCAGUGUACUCAGAGAGAUCGAUGAAGUCGUCCCAGACGCACGCGUACACACAGAGUCGUCACAUGCAAACUCAACCACCGACAGGAUCUAGUUGUCCCUUGCCGAAGAAGAUAAGAGGAUUGUCUGUGAAUCAUCCUGUCAGGCAGCUGUAGUGAUAAGACAAACUGGCGUUCAAACUGAUCCAGUGAAUCCCCUUAGCGAGUCAGGAGAAACUGUCCACCCCGAGAUGAUCGCCUCGGCCAUUGAACCGGGCUACAAGACUUCUCUCAUGCCGUCGAGGCUCUCAUCACGGAGGCCGGUGAAGCGAGUCAGACCUCGACUCUUGAGAAGAUCAGUAAAACUAUUAUAAACCAAAUUGAUAAACUUGGAUGUAAUAUAAAUGAUUCUCUACAUCAAGCAUCAACUAUACAGUGUGAGGAGACCUGUCAGAGGUUAAGUGAAGGUUUGUCACAUAUACAAGACAUAUUGGAGGGGCAGCUAGAUACUGUGAUCAAAGUCUACAGUGAUAAUACAGCAAUAUAUUCAGGUGAUCUCAAGGGUGAUAUAACACAAGUGAGUUCAGAUAUACAAUGUAAACUGGAUCACCUAAGGAAAGAAUUAAAUGAACUCCAGUCAAGUCAGGAGUCCAGUCAGCAAGUGGUGGGGAAUAUGGCAGCUUCUAUAACAGACCUCAAGGAAACCAACGGAGAGAUUUGGACGUGCGUAUCGGACCACCGCAACGAAAGUAAAGAUUCCAGUUCUCGGGGAUUUGACGACCUGAAAGAACAGCUGGUUAGUCGCAUUAACGAACUCGUGAGGGCUGUGGAGUCCUCAGGUCGUUGUGACGAUAGCGGUGCGUCCCAGAGCCCGGUGAGAGAAAUUGUGGAUAAACUUGAAACGCUUGAAAAAUCCCUUACACUGUCGAUGGAGAAGAACUACAUCGCUAAUGACAUCUCUGGUAUACAACAAGUAGCUGAUGACAUUCUCAAGAAAAUAUAUAUCAUUGAACAGUCUCUACAGGGGGUAAAUAAUGACAUGAAGAGCGAUCAGGCAACACUAGACGAACGCAUCAACGAUAUUAACGAGAGUAAUAAACGCCUGACUCAUCUCCUCAGGUCCAGAACCUCAGAAACAAGUCUUAGUGAAGCCUUAGAGGAAAACUUCCAAAUAAUUCAAGAUCACUUCAAGGCUCCAGCAGACGUUACUCCAGAGGAUCAACGAGGUCUCCGAGCACGUCAACGUCUCGGAGGAUCAGAAGGCCGGCUAUCCAAACAGGUAAUGGAGAUGACGACUCAGAUAUCCGGUAUGCAGUCCGGUCUCCUGAGGGUACAGUCGUCGCUAGAAGCAGCCCAGAGCUCGCCGUCGUCCAGUGGGAUUAUCGACGACACUCUGAUAUCUUCCUCAGCGACUAACGAACAGGCCAUAUCGACGUUGAAAUUCCAGAACGACAGCAUAAUCAAACAACUGGAGGCCUUACAGAAUGAACUUCGCAGCACGGUGACUCAAGGACAAAUAUCAAGGGAAAGAAGAGAAGUGUGUUUGUUAAAAGAAGCAAUAAAUGAUAAGGAUAAUGAGUUGGUCUUGUUGAUAAGUGCCAAGGAAACUCUACAGGAUAAGUUAAGACAACAGACUAUGAGACUGGAAGAUAAAAGUUGUAAAGAUGAAGAACAAAAAUUGAGGAUUGAGUCUCUACAGGAAAAGUUGGAGCAUCUUGAAGGAAUCAUAAAAGAGAAGGAACAGAAGAUCCACCAGGAGGCCACCAAGAACGUUGACCAGAGCGCCGACGCUGCCAAGGCCCGGCCAGGAGAACUUCCGGCUGUCUUCUGAAAACGCUAACUCGGUGCGGUUGCUACAGGCAGAGCAGCAGCAGCGCCAGUGGCACGACGGAGAGCUACAGGUCCUCCGUGAUGCUCAAGACACGGCAGAGGCAAAGAUUCGGGAACUGAUGGAACGCCUACAGCAAGCGUCCAUGGAACGCACGCCCAUCAAGCCGAGACGACGACGACGCAGCGACGUUCAGAAGGCAACAGGAGGUGAAGAAGCUCGAGGCGGAGACAGGACGCGGAGAAUCGCUACAACGAGGAACGAACCAACCCACAG